AUGCUCUCAUUUCCGAGGCGUUUCCAUUACUUAAACAUCUCCGUUAAAAUACGCUGGCGUCACGCAGCAGAGAUGAAUAGUGUUUGCGCUUUUAGACAGAGAAUCAGUACAGAACUGUGACUUACAGGAAGCGCUCAACUCCAACUCAAGGACACCUAACCACUACAGAUUUAUUUCAAUGGCCUCAGGUAUGGCAGAGUUGCUACAGUUGCUCCUGAGCGUGGCAGAAAAAGCUGCCAAUGUGGCACGGGUCUGUCGACAGGAAGCACUGCUUUUUGAACUUUUGGUACAAGAAAAGACUGGAGCUGACAAAAACAAGAAAUUUGUCCAGGACUUUAAGACGCUUGCUGAUGUGUUGAUACAGGAAAUGAUUCGCCAUGAUGUUUGUGCCCAGUUUCCUGAAUUGACUGGAUUUAUUCAAGGAGAGGAGUCAAACAAGUUUGAGAAUGGACUUGGGGAGAGUAUCACUGUGACAUUAUGCGCUCAGGAAGAGGACACAACUGCUCUGUUGGCUAAAGUUCUGGAUGGUGAUCAAAACGCAGCGUCCCUCCUGACCAAGGUGAUCCACCAGGACCUUCAGAUUAAAGACGAGACGGCUGAAUCUCUGCAGCUGUCAAUCAGCCCAGCCGAUGUGGGCAUCUGGAUUGAUCCCAUCGAUGGAACAAGUCAGUACAUUGAAGGGAAAGAGGAAGAAGAGCCGGAUGUAGGCUUUUGUCCAUUCGGUCUUCCAUGUGCUCUGGUUCUGAUUGGGGUUUACUUGCGGUCCACUGGCCAGCCGGUCAUGGGUGUCAUAAACCAGCCAUUCAACCGCAAAGACUCCACGGGUAAAGGGUGGAAAGGCCAGCAUCUCUGGGGUGUUUCGUAUGGAGAUGUGAACGUUUGCUCCUUCAAGCAUCGCAGGCCGUCGUGUCCACGAAAGAAAGAAGAUUUGUCUGUGCUGCUGAGCUCCAGUGAGAGGCCGGCUGUGAAGGAUGCUCUAGCAGCCAUUCCCAGCGUCUCACUGAUGUACGCGUCCGGUGCGGGAUACAAGAUCCUGUGUGUGGUCCAGGGUCUGGUGGAUGUGUAUGUGCUCUCCGAGGGCAGCACGUUCAGGUGGGACUCGUGCGCUCCUCAUGCACUUCUGCGGGCGCUGGGCGGAGGCAUCGCGGACCUGAGUGAGUGUAUUCAUGCCCACGUCAACGGAAACAGGGGACACACAGCUGAACUGACCUACCAUCAACCGCACACCGAAAGUCAAGGUGUGGACAGAUGGGCGAACCGAGGAGGAAUAAUCGCAUAUUUGGACUCCAGCAUAAUUGAUAAAGUUGUGGCGGCAAUUGCUGGAAAGAUAUGAUAAAAAUAUUAUGAUACUGAAAUGCAAGAGUUUAGUGUAUGCAAGUGUUUGCUUGUAUUUUUUAUGCAUAAUCCUAUGUCGUUUUUAUGUUAAGAUUUAAUGGCAUAAUCAAAUAUUAAU
Messenger RNA from Carassius carassius (crucian carp), 1453 nucleotides. RefSeq names its product inositol polyphosphate 1-phosphatase-like. The transcript has 6 exons. Gene Ontology annotation, biological process: phosphatidylinositol phosphate biosynthetic process. Gene Ontology annotation, molecular function: inositol-1,4-bisphosphate 1-phosphatase activity. Bases 179 to 1333 code for a protein of 384 amino acids. The record is from RefSeq and is a predicted model, not a curated record. Lineage: Eukaryota; Metazoa; Chordata; Actinopteri; Cypriniformes; Cyprinidae.